UUUUUGAAAGAUGUGAUGAAUUUUUAUUAGUCUUUGGACAAAUCCAAACCCGCAUGGAAUAUUUUUUUCUUUUCGACUGAGAAAACUGCGCGACCAAGUGAUAAAAUUGUAAGCUCUGGUUACAUGACCUAUUAGCACAUGACAGCCUCCGCACGCCUGCUCUUUUACUCUGUUCUCUCUAUCCACCGUCAAAACCACCGCGACCUCCACCAUUUCCUGCCGUUGAGUAGCGGUAUCACGGCUACGAAGACCCUUUGUUGCCGUCGGAGAAUCCGAUUCAGUUCUCAAAUGGCGUCCGGCGGAAUGCAAGCUCCUACUACGUCGACGCAGACAAUGAGAUUGCCGAAUGGAGAAUUCUUUGAGAUUUCAGCGGCUUCGGGCGUCUCCGAAUCGGAGUUCAGAAUCGCCAUUGAAUCGGCUUUGUUCAAACAGUGGCUGAAGAAUAUGCAGAGUGAAAAAGGUCUUCUAGCUGGUGGACAAAUGCAUCUGCAGCAUGUCGAAGUUCAGGGAAUUGAUAUGUUCGGAAACAGUAUUGGCUUUUUAAAAUUCAAAGCUGAGGUGUUUGACAAACAAACUGGGAUGAAGGUACCAGGAAUUGUGUUUGCGAGAGGGCCAUCUGUUGCUGUGCUGAUUCUUCUCGAGUCUGAAGAGGAUACUUUCGUUGUACUUACAGAACAGGUUAGGGUUCCUGUUGGAAAGUUAAUUUUGGAGUUACCAGCUGGAAUGGUUGAUGACGAAGGAGGUGAUGUUGUUGGCACUGCAGUUCGUGAGGUUGAAGAGGAGACAGGUAUAAAACUGAAUGUGCAGGAUAUGGUGAACCUGACAGCAUUUCUUGAUCCCACAACCAGUUGCAAAGUUUUCCCAUCCCCGGGUGGUUGUGAUGAGGAGCUUAGUCUUUUUCUUUACAAAGGAAAUGUGAAGAAGGAAAUCAUUAAAGCAUUGCAGGGGAAAGAAAUGGGCCUGCGUGACCACGGUGAACUGAUUAAGGUACAUGUCGUUCCCUAUGAUAAGCUUUGGCGUAUCACAGCGGAUGCAAAAGCUCUAUCUGCUGUUGCAUUAUAUGAAAUGGCUAAAAGAGAUGGUCUUCUCUAGUAAGGAAAUGCAUAAGAUGGUUUUGUUUGAUUUUUCUUUUCCCUAUAAUGAACUAAUUAAGUUGUUUGUACAAUUAAAUAUUUUAUACAAUGAAAUUAAUGUGGUUUGAGAAAUACAAAGAUGAAUUGCUGCUA
Dendrobium catenatum is the source of this 1226-nucleotide messenger RNA. Its product is annotated as nudix hydrolase 14, chloroplastic. The transcript is spliced from 8 exons. Lineage: Eukaryota; Viridiplantae; Streptophyta; Magnoliopsida; Asparagales; Orchidaceae. Gene Ontology annotation, molecular function: ADP-glucose pyrophosphatase activity; ADP-ribose pyrophosphatase activity. Gene Ontology annotation, biological process: ribose phosphate metabolic process; nucleoside phosphate metabolic process. The record is from RefSeq and is a predicted model, not a curated record. The coding region runs from base 139 to 1092 and encodes 317 amino acids.